Mastomys coucha (southern multimammate mouse) is the source of this 2201-nucleotide messenger RNA. It is a transcript of the gene Ankrd33b, whose product is annotated as ankyrin repeat domain 33B. The transcript is spliced from 4 exons. Gene Ontology annotation, molecular function: protein binding. The record is from RefSeq and is a predicted model, not a curated record. Bases 239 to 1702 code for a protein of 487 amino acids. Lineage: Eukaryota; Metazoa; Chordata; Mammalia; Rodentia; Muridae.
CCGGCGGGGCAGGGAAAGCCCCCGCGGCUCCUCCCACCCAAGGGGCUUUUCUCCAGUCGCCAGUGACUUUGCUCCGGGAGCGCAGCCGCCUGGAGCUGCUUUCCGCAAGGCUGGAGCGCGCGGAGCUCCUGCUCGUCUGCGAACGCAGCGGGGCAAGAGUCGGUGACCUCGGGGCGCGCCCCGUGUCCCUGUCCCCUAAUCCGAGCCCCAGCCCCCGGCCCGCGCCUUGGCCUCCAGCAUGGUGCUGCUGGCUGGGCCCGGGCCGGAGGGCGGCGGGACACGCUGCUUGUCCCCGCAGUCGCCGACGCCACCCCGGAGCGUACAGACAGGGGACGAGGACCCAGCGGACUACGAAGAGUACGAAGACUUCUCGAGUCUGCCGGACACCCGCAGCAUCGCCUCGGACGAUUCCUUCUACCCUCCUGGAGGCGAGGAGGAGUGCGGCGUGGUGUGCGCGGAGAGCGUCCCGGAGGGCGUCCCGGAGGCGGCGACCCUCCUGCGCGCCGCCUGCGCCAACGACGUGGGGCUGCUGCGGGCGCUAGUGCGGCGCGGGCCAAGUUCCGAGGAGGUACGGGAGACUGACCGCAACGGCCGGACUGGCCUUAUUGUUGCGUGCUACCAUGGCUUUGUGGAUACCGUGGUGGCCUUAGCAGAGUGUCCCCACAUUGACGUCAACUGGCAGGACAGCGAAGGGAACACGGCCCUGAUCACUGCUGCACAGGCAGGGCAUGUCACCAUCACCAACUACCUGCUGAAUUAUUUCCCUGGUCUGGACCUAGAAAGGAGGAACAUAUUCGGCUUCACAGCCCUCAUGAAAGCGGCCAUGCAGGGCAGAACGGAAUGUGUGCGAGCCCUGAUGCUGGCAGGGGCAGACAUUCAAGCGAGGGAUCCCCGACGUGGGCUGUCAUCACAGGAGUGGGCUGCAUACACAGGCCGAGCGGAGGCUGUUCGAGUCAUGCAGAGGCUGAUGGAGCGACCCUGUCCAGAGCAGUUUGGAGACAAGUACAAGCUGGAAUUGCCACUUCCCGCUGAGGCGGUUUUGAAGAAGUCAGGCUCCAAAAACUGCUUGCAGAGAUUCACCGCGUUCCUGCGGUCCACUCUGACCUCCCGCUCCAGCCAGAGCCUGGAGGAUGGAGGUGUCCUUGAUCACAUGGUCAGGAUGACCACAAGCCUCUACAGCCCCGCGGUUGCUGUAGUCUGUCAGACCGUUUGUCCGGAGAAUCCUCCCUGUGUGGGGAAACGACGCUUGGCGGUGCAGGAAAUCUUAGCAGCUAGGGACAACCUGGACGCCCAAGCGCAGGGCAGCAACAAGGUAGAGGACUCUGAGCCACAAUCCCAGAUUUUGAAGACUCCCAGAGCUAGCCCCCGGUCUCCCCAGUCGCCCGGGGGCUCGGGGUCCUCUCCUGCCCCUGUCACUCGGAAGGCCAGCCUCCUGCCUUUGCAGUUGUUGCGGAGGAGCAGCGUGCGGCCGGGCGUAGUGGUCCCCAGAGUGCGCAUCAGCAAGGCACCUGCGCCCACCUUCCAGCCAGAGCGCGCAGUGUCCAAGGGCAACAGCAAGGACAGCAUCUACCUGCAGAUCCCCAAGUGGCGGUACAAGGAGGCCAAGGAGGAGAAGAGGAAGGCGGAGGAGGCGGAGAAGAAGCGCCAGGCAGCAGAGGCACAGAAAGAAAAGCGGGCACCACGCUGGAGGAAAAGGACGUGAAGGGGCUACGACUCUCAGGGCGCCUAUGCCUGGUGUGGGGAAGCAGUGCAGGGAUACUGCUUGGGAGGCUGCGGGCGGGCGCUGUAGACAGCACCACAGAGAGGGAUGCUCCUGUCUGCCCUGGGGUGCAUGAUGCAUCACACAGCCUCCGGGCCAUUCACCUUUCCUAGAUCCACAGAGGACGGGUCCAUAUUGCUCCCAAGACAGAAUUGGGAAAAGUACGGGUGGUUUUGUUUAAAAACAGUUCCCUGAGCAUUCUAUACACUAAGAAGUCAGUUUACCUAGAAGUCACCCUUAAAGAACCCCAAUUAAGAAAUAAAAAUCCCAGCUUAUCAAAGGGCAUUUUCGCAUAAUUUUGUAUCGUUACUUAUGAAAAAUUGCAGCAUUUUACAAGUGUCAGGUUCUUUAUAUUUAGUCAGUUUUAAUACUUGUAUUUGAAGACCCUCUGUUUAAAAUGCUGUCUCUAGCAAUAAAUACUUGUAAUGACUGUGUGAAUUAC